GCCCGGCCAGACCUUUCACAUUCAUUUGGUAUCAAAGAACCCCUCGAGAUGUACAAAGUUGCCUGUAUAGUUUUUGCCCUGUUCGCAGUCGCCUCGGCGGUGCCCUCAACCUUUGAUACCGAGCACGUUUGGAAGGCCGGUAACCUGUCGUUCCCCUUCCCUGGUAACGCAAUUCUGGGAGGAUUCGAUCCUUACGGCUACAACAUCUACAUUGGCCGCGUGAAGUACAGCAACACGAUCCUGCCAGCCCGCGUGGUGGCGGAGACGGGUGUCGCCUACUUCAACAACCAGCUGACGUCCUCCAAGGCGACAACAUACGAUCUCCUGGUGGCAGAGCGCAACCUGAACUACGUGUGGGUGCGCAGCUUCGACGGCUUAUACGAGCGGUACUCCGUUUCCGUGGGCACAACGGUCUACAACGAGCGCGUGUUCAUGUGCCGGGCCAAGACCGACGGUGGCCUGCUCAUGGGCAGCCUCAUCCUCAGCGAAAAGCUGUGCAUCAUCAAGCACGAGAACCUGGCACUGCGCAAGUUCGACAAGUACGAGGUGCUCGUGGGCCAGUCCAAGAAUGGAACCGUCUUUUAAUCAAAGCGUAUCUGUGGACAAAAUUAAUUUCAGUCAUUAAAAAUAUACUCUGUUUCCGCAGAAAGUAUAUUUAACAAAAAACAAAGUCCCAUUUUAAAUAUAAAAAAAGUAUUUAUACAUAUA
This is a messenger RNA of Drosophila subobscura, 708 nucleotides long. RefSeq lists its product as uncharacterized. The transcript has 2 exons. The record is from RefSeq and is a predicted model, not a curated record. Lineage: Eukaryota; Metazoa; Arthropoda; Insecta; Diptera; Drosophilidae. Bases 49 to 585 code for a protein of 178 amino acids.